Wasmannia auropunctata (little fire ant) is the source of this 846-nucleotide messenger RNA. RefSeq lists its product as uncharacterized. Lineage: Eukaryota; Metazoa; Arthropoda; Insecta; Hymenoptera; Formicidae. The coding region runs from base 223 to 744 and encodes 173 amino acids. The transcript has 2 exons. The record is from RefSeq and is a predicted model, not a curated record.
CAAGAAGGAGAGAUAUAUCGGACGUGAAUCUCUCUGUUCAACUUAUGGGCAGUCCCCUUCCAUGUAUGUAAGUUCUAUGGGAAACGCAGCCACUAUAAGUUCUAUGGAGGAUCCUGAGAGCGGCCAUUUUGCUUGGAUAAUCUGUGACACCAGCAUCGUCACACCACUCGUUUGACAUAUCACAAACACAUCUUGUGGAUCAAACUGCGAGCAAGAACCGAGAUGGCAGCCGAGCGCGACAUUAAUGAUCAGCUCGAGGCGAUGGAUCGCGAGGAAGCCACGCUGAUCAAAGAGAUUCAUGCUGAAGAGACUGUCAAACUGGAUAUUCUAAAGAAUAAUUCGCAAAGAAGAAUUUCAUCACCGCAGCUGAACAUUGAAAAGCAUGUACAAAAGGAUGAGGAAAUGGAACGUGAAUUUGCUGAGGCUAUGCAAGUAUACAAUCAAGCCUCAAGAAGAAGUACGUUAACAUCUGACGUCAUUAAAAUAGCGAAGGUGCACGAAGAGCGUGAAAUUGACAUAUAUGAGGUGCACUCAUUAAUUAAUAUAAAGCAUCUCAUACCGAAGAGCUCGGUAACAGACAAGCAAUUUCGUCUAAUUAUCGAUUUUGUGGAUGGUGAGCUGUGCAGGGCAAUCAAACCAAUUUCGUACGGCGUGGACAGUCAAGUACUAUCCGAAGAUUUCGCAGAGGUGUCACCGCACCCUCCAUCCCGCGUCGUAAUACCUACCAGCGAAGCCAUGCAAUAAAGAACCACUACCAUCUACGUCGGGAAUUUUGAAAACUAAGCCAACUAUAUUGUAGAAUUAUAUAUGAACAAUUUUUCUUAUUUCUUCAAACUUGAUUUUUUG